Myripristis murdjan (pinecone soldierfish) is the source of this 1071-nucleotide messenger RNA. Its product is annotated as fatty acid-binding protein, intestinal-like. The transcript has 4 exons. Gene Ontology annotation, molecular function: lipid binding. NCBI's taxonomy places the organism in Eukaryota, Metazoa, Chordata, Actinopteri, Holocentriformes, Holocentridae. The record is from RefSeq and is a predicted model, not a curated record. The coding region runs from base 70 to 468 and encodes 132 amino acids.
UUCACAAUCCCACGGUCUGUCAGUGCUUCAGUACCAACUGGUGCCCUCAACCCCGACAACCCCGCAGCCAUGGCGUUCAAUGGAACCUGGAAGGUCGACCGCAGCGAGAAUUAUGACAAGUUCAUGGAGCAAAUGGGUAUUAACGUCAUGAAGAGGAAGCUGGCAGAGCACGACAACCUGAAGAUCAUCAUCGAGCAGACAGGGGACAAGUUUCACAUCAAGGAGUCCAGCACCUUCCGCACCAAAGACAUCGACUUCACCCUUGGUGUCCAGUUCGACUACGCCCUGGCUGAUGGCACCGAAGUCUCAGGUACGUGGGAGAUGGAGGGGGAGAUGCUGAAGGGUAAAUUCACCAGGAAAGACAACAGUAAGGUCCUGACCACCACUAGGACUCUGGUGGGAGGAGAGCUUGUACAGAGUUACAACUAUGAGGGAGUCGACGCCAAGAGGAUUUUCAAGAAGCAGUAGCCCAGAGUCUGCAGUUCUACUUAUAUUCUGAUGUAGAUGAUAUUAUGUAGAUGUUUUUCUAACAGUAACACUACAUGGAAAAGUCAAGUGUAUUCCCAUUACAUUUGAUUCCAUAUACCUCAAAAUGCUGACAAAGAUUUCAAAGAGUUCUGAGCGAGACACUGUGAUUGUGGACCACUGAAUUUUACCUUAUAACAUAUCAAUGUGCCUUUCAAACAAUCAGUGCAUUGGCCAAAACCAAAACAACCAGUUUCUCACACAUGGAUCAAGACCUGCCUUGGAUUAAAUCUCUACAACCGUGGAGAUGGAUCGCACAUUGUUUGAACUGGACCCCGCGUAAGCGCUGAGUCCUAGGCAACCGCUGCAGCUGCACUAGAAUCUAAUUUGAAAACAUUUUGUCCCAGACAAGACUUAAUCACUGUGAAGGAAACCUGCCCAGUGUGCCAGAAAGAGUGGAGAACCUGGAAAAAAAAUAAUGCUGCACAAUUCCCAUAUAAUUAAGCUUUGUAAUGCACCUUUAACCAAUUGGGAGCUAAGUCAUUUUGCACUAAAAGUUUUGAUAAACUGUACGGUCUGUAACAAUAAAGAUAUAUUGCCAUGUGU